GGAGGAGGGGGGCGGUACCGGCUGCGGCCCUUCAACUGCCUCCCUCUCUUCUGCCACUGAUACCCCCAGUGUUACCCUCCGGUGGGCUUUCUGAGGAGUUCAGCUAAACUUCACCGACAGCCGCUCAGAGACCCCGGGCAGACUGAGAGAUGGCCGGAGCGACUGGACCGAAGCGGCAGGACACCCGGAAAUUUUUCGAGAAUCUUUCUGGCGCUGGGAAAUGCAUCGCCGUGCUGACCAGCGGCGGAGAUGCUCAAGGCAUGAAUGGAGCUGUCCGGGCUGUGGUCCGAAUGGGGAUUUAUGUGGGAGCCAAAGUCUACUUUAUUCACGAGGGGUAUCAGGGGAUGGUAGACGGUGGAGACUACAUCAAAGAGGCGACGUGGGAAAGUGUCUCCAGCGUUCUGCAAGUGGGUGGCACUGUCAUUGGCAGUGCCCGGUGUAAAGAGUUUCGCUCCCAUGAGGGCAGACUAAAAGCCGCUCACAACCUUGUUCAGCGGGGCAUCACUUACCUGUGUGUGAUUGGUGGAGACGGCAGCUUGACUGGCGCCAACCUGUUCAGAGAAGAGUGGAGUGGCCUUUUGAAUGAACUCAUACAGCAAGGGCUCAUAGAUGAAGAGGCAGCCAGAAGUCAUUCUCAUCUUCACAUUGUCGGUAUGGUUGGCUCUAUCGACAACGACUUUUGUGGCACAGACAUGACCAUUGGCACUGACUCAGCCUUGCACCGGAUCAUUGAGGUGGUGGAUGCUAUCAUGACUACAGCUCAGAGUCACCAGAGGACAUUUGUGCUGGAAGUCAUGGGCAGACACUGCGGAUACCUUGCUUUAGUCAGUGCCCUCGCCUGUGGAGCAGAUUGGGUUUUUAUUCCAGAGAUGCCUCCUGAAGAUGGCUGGGAAGACAACAUGUGUCAGAAACUGUCUGAGAACCGUGCUGAUAAGAAAAGGCUGAACAUUAUUAUUGUAGCUGAGGGUGCCAUUGAUUGCCACAACAAGGCAAUAACCCCUGAUUAUAUCAAGGACCUGGUAGUGAGCUGCCUGGGUUUUGACACCAGGGUCACCAUCUUGGGCCAUGUACAGAGAGGUGGGACUCCAUCUGCCUUUGACAGGAUUUUGGCCAGUCGAAUGGGCGUGGAGGCAGUGUUGGCUUUAUUGGAGGCGUCCACCGACACACCUGCCUGUGUUGUGUCUCUAGUUGGCAACCAGGCUGUUCGACUACCGCUGAUGGAGUGUGUUCAGAUGACUCAGGAGGUACAGAAGGCCAUGGAUGAGAAGAAAUUUGAUGAGGCGGUCAGACUGCGCGGCGGGAGCUUUGAAAAUAAUCUGAGCACCUACAGACUGCUUGCUUCUCAAACUGCUCGCUCUGAACUCCAAAAUAGCUCCUUUAACGUGGCGGUGAUGAACGUCGGCGCUCCGGCUGCCGGUAUGAAUGCCGCCGUGCGUUCUGCCGUCAGGGUGGGAAUCACAGAAGGCCACAAAAUGUUUGCUGUCAACGACGGCUUUGAGGGCUUCUACAAAGGACAGAUCAAGGAGAUCAAAUGGGGAGAUGUUGGAGGUUGGACCGGCCAAGGAGGAUCUCUGCUGGGGACAAAAAGAACUCUUCCAGCAAAACAUCUGGAUGCAAUUGCUGAGCAGAUGAGGAUCCAUAACAUCACUGCUUUACUUGUAAUAGGAGGAUUUGAGGCCUUUGAGUCCCUGCUGGAGCUGUACGAGGCCCGGGCCAACUACAAGGAGUUUUGCAUUCCCAUGUGCAUUCUGCCUGCCACCAUUAGUAACAAUGUGCCGGGCACUGACCACAGUCUGGGAGCCGACACGUCGCUCAACGCCAUUGUGGAGACAUGCGAUCGUAUCAAGCAGUCUGCCAGCGGCACCAAGCGGCGGGUCUUCAUCAUUGAGACUAUGGGGGGCUACUGCGGCUAUUUGGCCACGGUGGGCGGUCUGGCUGCAGGAGCCGACACAGUCUACAUCUACGAGGAGCCGUUUGACAUCCGUGACCUGCAGGCCAACGUCGAGCAUCUGACGCAGAAAAUGAAGACGAGCAUCCAGAGAGGCUUGGUGCUCCGAAAUGAGAAUUGCAACGAAAACUUCACCACUGAUUUCAUCUACCAGCUGUACUCUGAAGAAGGUCGAGGCGUGUUCGACUGCAGGAAGAACAUCCUGGGUCACAUGCAGCAGGGCGGCGCUCCGUCUCCCUUCGACAGAAACUUUGGCACCAAGGUUGCAGCUAAAGCCAUACAGUGGAUCACACGGACACUCAAGGAGUCGUACAAAGAAGGGAAAGUGUUCACCAACUCAGAGGACACCGCCUGCCUGCUGGGGAUGCGCAGAAGGGCGAUGGUCUUUCAACCUGUAGCUCAGCUCAGGGAAGAGACCGACUUUGUCCACCGGAUCCCGAAGGAUCAGUGGUGGCUCAAACUCCGUCCCUUGAUGAAAAUCCUGGCCAAGUACAAGACGAGUUACGACGUGUCCGACGCCGGCCAGCUGGAACACGUGACCCGGGUUCGGCCCAAAGAGAAGGACGCCUCGGCCGCAAUCUGAACCGCUGCCAAACAACAGCUUUACUCCCACAGGAAACCUGCUUCACAUUUCAGUGGCAGCUGCUCACACUGAUUGAUUCCUGCAUAUUUAAAUAAGGAAAGUUUAUAAGGGAUAGAGGUAAAUUUUCUAAAUGGAUUUUUUGUGAGUGUGGCGCUUUUCAGAAGGAAUCCUAAAUCUUUUAGGUAAAAUUUGAGGAGGAUCAUUUGGGAAGAGUAUUUAUUUUAAGCAAGCUAACAUCUAACAAAGCUUAGAUAUCCAAAGUUAUUAUACACAAAUUAAAUAUAUGCACUACCCAUGAUGUACUGUAUUUAGGUUUUAGUGCCCCAAAUGUAGCCAUGUCCAAUUAUUGUUUUGUGUGAACACAUCUCAGCCAGGGAUGAAUUUGGCUUCUAUCACCUUCACCUGCACUUUGAACUACGUAGUCAAUGUUAUCACCCAAAAGCUGCUUUUAAAAAGGGAAUCAAUGUCUGGGGAAUCCAGAAUGUCACCACAUCGUCUGGAAAAUGCUGUAACCCUGAAGGCUUCAGAGUGAGCAGGUGUGUGUACGGUCGAAAGCUAACUGUACGUGUGUGUCGUGUUGUUGCCUUAGCUGACUGUGUUUGACUGUGUUUGCACCGUAUAGUUUUUAUUCAUGCAGGCUGUUGCUGUAGGAAGUAUUUGGAGGAUGUGUGGAACAGCCCAUUGAUAGUGUUAACGUGACGUGAGUGUCCUGUUUCAGAGUAAAUAAAGCUUUUAUGGUGUGGAAAUGCUGAAUGCUGUGUUCAUUUGGUAAAUUAUGGGAACAUGGAUUAAUGUUAAAUCCAUAAAAAAUGUUUUUUAUGGAUUUUUUUAUAUUCAGGAAACCAGAUUGGAAAGUUAACAAAAGUUACAGUUCUUUUGAAGUUCUGAUCCUUAGUAAAUUAUUAAAAUCGCUUUCAUUUGUUGAUCUGUAUUUUAUAUCAAAUCUCAGAUUUGUUGUGUGAUUUAGUGUUAAAUGUUGGUCAUUAAAGUGGGGAAUUCAUAUCAACACCAAAAGUAAAUUUGGCCUUUAAUGUUAUCUUUGCCUCAAUUGGCUUUUUCUUAAAGAAUCCAGUCCUUCCCAAUUCCUGCCAUGCUACAGACCUGGAGCUGACAAACGGCUUUGAGUCUGAAGAAAUAUCCACUUCCCCAUCACCUUGUGCUGUUCGACCAUUUUAAUAACCUUUUAGUUCAUUUUUAGGAUUCCAAACCUGAGAGUACAUUUCCUUAUAUGUAUAUCUUUACGAGACGAUGCUGUAACUACUUUUAAAGAAUCUUCCAUUUUUAAGUUCUUCACAUUUCAGAGAAAUGGCAGAAGGUAGGAAUUUGACCUUUAGCCCUUUAGAAAUUCAUGUUUUUGUUCAGCAUAGACCUCAUUAAAAAAACAACUAAUUAUCCAGCUUUCUAUGCUGUGUACUUUACAGCAGAACAUUAGGAAAUCAGAGCAAAAAUUUCCAAUAAUUGUAGACUAAAACAUUAUAUUCACACUGAUUUGCAUUGGUUUUGAGAGUUUUUAUUAGUUCUGUACCAUAGUCAUCUAAUGCCUGAAAUAGUGAUACGAGUUUCACUGUAAUUUUAUUUUAUUAUUCUAGUGUAACGAGCUGUAUUUGUAGCCCUGAACCCAACAGAAGGGUUUCAUUUCUAGAGUUAAUCUUGGUAAACUGAAGGCUGUGUUGGACAAACAAAACCACUUUAUGAC
Messenger RNA from Gambusia affinis (western mosquitofish), 4227 nucleotides. RefSeq names its product ATP-dependent 6-phosphofructokinase, platelet type-like. Gene Ontology annotation, biological process: canonical glycolysis; fructose 1,6-bisphosphate metabolic process; fructose 6-phosphate metabolic process. Gene Ontology annotation, molecular function: monosaccharide binding; ATP binding; fructose-6-phosphate binding. Bases 150 to 2531 code for a protein of 793 amino acids. Gene Ontology annotation, cellular component: membrane; 6-phosphofructokinase complex; cytoplasm. Lineage: Eukaryota; Metazoa; Chordata; Actinopteri; Cyprinodontiformes; Poeciliidae. The record is from RefSeq and is a predicted model, not a curated record. The transcript is spliced from 22 exons.